Molecule: messenger RNA, 2493 nt
Organism: Mya arenaria
Lineage: Eukaryota; Metazoa; Mollusca; Bivalvia; Myida; Myidae
Exons: 18
Coding region: 67-1611 (514 amino acids)
Source: RefSeq, a predicted model, not a curated record
CUGUUUCGUCUCAAGUCUGGAUUUGUUUACAUAUUUUUUGGUUUAUAAGAUGCGUUCAAUUUAAUAAUGUCGAAAUUGAGAGUACAGCAAUACAUGGAUAAACACAAACUAACGUCCCUUUUUGAGGAUUUGAUGACAAAGGUGGUCCAUGAGCAGCCAGAUGACCCUGUUGUGUACAUGAUCCGGUGCCUCUACAGGAAGGCGGGCAUCCCGGUCCCCAAGGAAUUGAAAACAGGGGCAGCUGAAAAGAGAUCCCCAGAGAGAGCAGCCCGCAGAACUCGAAGUCCUGACAAGGCUGUGUCCCAAUCCUGGGCAGUGGCCAGCAGCCCGGAUCUGGUUGAUAGAUCGUAUGAGAAGCCGUGGCUGAGUCAGGCUAGGAAGGGCAAACAACAACGCGGGGAGGAGGGAGCUGACACCAAACAUAGACCUGUACGCAAAACUAAGCCUGGUUGGUCAGCAGAUACCAAGGUCACAGCGACAACUUUUGAUGACCUUUUCGAAGAUGAAGGUCAAGGUCAGAGUUUGAAAGGUCAGACUGGGGUCAGGAGUCAGAAGCUACAGAGAGAAGACAGCGCCCCCGUGAUCACAAAAGCAUGGGCAAAACAUGUUGAUCUUGAGGACAGUGAGGACCCUAACUACCGUAGCCGUGGUUACUCAGGCCCCCGUUGUCAAAGGGAUGAGGAUGACCCACUGGCAGGGGAGAUAAUGCUGGCCAAAGAAGAGGAGUCAGGGGAGGAAACUACAGCAAGCACUACUAAAUCCAAGGGAUCUAAACUAGAGGCUGAAAAACACCGUCAAGACCUGGAGAAGUUUCUUCAGGAAUCAGAUCAGAGAUCGGUCGACUCCGGGUUUGACGGUGAAAGGCAGGAUCAGGAACAGGAUGAUGCAAUUGAACUCCUUGAGGACCCUGAAGAUCUGAUGAGAGAGGGGGUCACCAACAUCCCCAAGUCUGGAUACAAGCUCAGCAAGAUUCUGCGAGAAAGGAAGGAAGAGACAAAUGUGAAGCUCAACAUCAAUCUUUUUUCUGGUAGUGAAACUCCAUAUAAUAGAAGUGCUCAACCCCGUGGCUUUACUGAAGAUUACUACGAGUCUGACCUAGAACGUCCACCUACAGGGAUGUCAAUGCAGUCCAACAGAUAUUCCCAGUUCUCACCAGACGAAACUGACGAGGAAUUUGAAAGCGUUUCACAAGUUGUUGGCCCUAGGGCGCCAGUAUGGUCAGUGCCAGACUCUGAUGGGGAAACUCAGCGACAGGACGUUCCAACACGGAAACAAAGACAGGGCAAGCUGAGCUCCACCGUCCCGGUGCGUUUUGAUGAAAGCGUGGGCAAAAACUCCCCGCCAGAUGAAAACAUUUUCCUGCAGGGUGAAAGCAAAACCUGGGCCCCAGGGAGCCAGAGACCACCUAUUGUACCGGUCCGAGGGUCCUCCCCAACAACUGCUGUAAGAGACUCGGCAAGAGACACUAUGAGAGACUCUGUGAGGUCGUUGAAGUCCCAGGAUGACACAAAGUAUGGCUGGAACAUUCCUGACGGCACUGAGGUUUCCGCUGUCACAGACUGGACGGAUGCCACAAGUGCAAGACCCGAUCAAGGGCCUAAAGCCUAUUAAGAAGAGCCAUGUUGAUCUGGAAGAUCUGCAAUUUCCUAUCUUGAUGUACCACAUUCCGUCCAUGUGUUUUUGUCUGUAUACUGUAUUUAUUUAUAUUGCAACUCAUAUGUGCAUAUGAUUGUAGCUGGAAGGUUUAUGAUCUAGGACUUUAUAUUUUAGAUUCUUUAAUUUAUUAAGUAAAUUAGCCAAUGGGUGACAUAGUUUUUAUAUUCAAUGUAAUUAUUACUUUUGGUCAUUGUUUAUACAUUUAUGUAUAAUUUUAAGGCCACAAUUGAAAAGUUGCAUAUUGGUUUGCAUAUUUUGGUAGGUCAGUUGGAUGAUUGGGUCUUUGUCAGCUCAAUAUCUAAGAAGGGUUUGAUUUUAGGACAGUAGACUUGACCAGUAGAUGACCUCCAUAAUGUUGCUUUUUAUGUCAGUAGGUAAAAGGUCACAGUCAACAGUCUUAGGAAAACUUUGUCCGUAAAAUAAUUUGAGAAUGGUUUGACCUAGAACCAAUAAACCUGAGUGGAAGAUAUGACCCCUUUUUGAGUUGGGCUGUCAGUUUAUAAUUGGUCAAGUUCACAGUCAAAAGACUCCUAAAAACUUUGAAUCGCAGUUUGAAGGUUGAAAUGUUUAUCUUCACUUUAAUAAAAGAUUGUACAACCAUUAAUUAUUAUUGCAUUUCUUAUCAAAGUACAUUUAUUUCCUUGUCCACAUGUUUUUGACAACGCAGCGCUGAAAGGGCAUAAUAUUUAACAAACGUUUUUGGUUAUAUAAAAUUAAGGGAACUUUGAAUUAUUGUUUACUUUUUAAGAUGAUAUAUAUCUUCAUCUCAUUGAUUGAGAUUUCAUUGCUGUAUUAUGAAAUAUAUACAUAUCAUUGAAUAAAAGUAGGUCAUCUUUA